This is a messenger RNA of Aethina tumida (small hive beetle), 1062 nucleotides long. It is a transcript of the gene Tfb4, whose product is annotated as general transcription factor IIH subunit 3. The record is from RefSeq and is a predicted model, not a curated record. Lineage: Eukaryota; Metazoa; Arthropoda; Insecta; Coleoptera; Nitidulidae. Gene Ontology annotation, cellular component: transcription factor TFIIH holo complex; transcription factor TFIIH core complex. The transcript is spliced from 6 exons. Gene Ontology annotation, biological process: regulation of DNA-templated transcription; nucleotide-excision repair. Bases 117 to 1019 code for a protein of 300 amino acids.
AUGUAAUGUAAUUGCUUCUCGUAUUUGCUUGGGGGCGCCAAGUGUGCUACUGGCGCCGCGCGCACGUAAACGCCGAAAUUAAAUUUAGGUUAACUUUGUAAGUAAACAACGAAGAAAUGAAUAAUUUAGUCCUACCAAAAGAUAAAACACCCGAAUUCACAUCGACUGAUGAAACUAGUUUACUGGUGGUCAUUCUUGAUAGUAAUCCGGGUCAAAAAAUGCUUCGUGAUCAUCCUCACGCCUUAACGCAUUGCGUGGACUCUGUUAUUGCCUUCUCCAAUUCUCAUUUGAUGCAAAAGUCGCAAAACAAAUUGGCCGUCAUGGCCUGUCAUUCAAAAACAAGUCAAUUUAUAUUUCCUGGACCUGGGAAGCCCUUGGAUAUCCGACAAGUAGAUGGACAGUACGAGGUGUUCACGAUGGUGGAAAGAACGAUAAAACAAAACUUAACCAAAUUGUUAAGCACAGAAAACCCAAACAUAGUGACUGAAUCACUUUUAGCUGGUGCAAUCGCUAUGGCUCUGUGUUACAUUGCAAGGAUACAAAGGACCAAACAACCAGGAAUUAAAAUAAACAAUAGAAUUUUAGUAGUGACAGGAAGUGGUGAUUCUGCCUCACAGUAUAUGAAUUAUAUGAACGUCUUCUUUACGGCGCAAAAACAAAAUGUUGUCAUUGAUGUUUGUGCAUUGGAUCAACAUUUGAGUCUGUUACAACAGGGCUGUGAUAUAACAGGUGGUUUGUAUUUGAAAUGUCCGCAGUUACAAGGAUUAUUACAAUAUUUACUGUGGGUGUUUUUACCAGAACCACCUAUUAGACAAAAAUUAGUUUUGCCUCCUCCUGUUAAGGUUGAUUACAGGGCUGCUUGUUUUUGUCACAGGGAAUUAAUUGAUAUUGGAUAUGUUUGUUCUGUUUGUUUAUCAAUAUUUUGCAAGUUUAGUCCAAUUUGCACAACUUGCCAGACUGUAUUUAAAAUACCCGGACCAUUAGCGAUAAAAUCAAAAAAGAAAAGGAUUAAAAUGUAACUUUUUUCGUAAAUUUUAUUAAUAUAUAAGUAUUAUUACCAAA